Molecule: messenger RNA, 1302 nt
Organism: Symbiodinium sp. CCMP2592
Lineage: Eukaryota; Dinophyceae; Suessiales; Symbiodiniaceae
Source: the annotation of a GenBank genome assembly
AUGUCGAAUCCCCGCACAAGCUACCAGGAGUACACCUUCCCUCGAGAUGUUUGUCCAGUUUGUGAAAAGGCAAGUCUUUACUCCUCGCAGAACGAGGUUUGCGAGGCCAUCGUCAUUGGUUCUGAGGAGCUUACCAACGUGGGCUUACUUCGAAAACGACGCUGGUCGUGCAACAACACAAUGAGACACAACCUCUUGAUUCUGGGCAAGGAGAAUAUCAACUGCAUGAGUUUCCAGGAAAUGGAGCAAUCGGGUGCUCUCUUCAUCACCGCCAAGACUGGCUUUUCCAUGAAGUACUUGCAGCUCACUUUCCUUAGAUUGAUGCGAGCAAAGGCAGCGCCCGGACAAGAGGCGGCCGUGCUUGGCAUCUUUCACAAGGAUGAUGACCGGAUGUUCUGGCGUCAGCAAACGACAACGGACCAUCUACUACAUGCCCUGGAGGCGUUUGCAAUUGCCAAGUCCAAACCCAGCGAGGUUUUGCAGUUCAACCUGAAUUACCCGGCCAAGCAUAUGAACUUGUUGCGGAAGGACAUCAUCUUCGAACCUCCCGAGUCCGUCACCGCCCUUGCCUUCGACGGCCACUUCGGAAUACAUCGUGCGCUAUGUGAUGGUGUUGAAGCUCCAUGCACCGUUCGCAAGAAAGGUCAUCCUCGAAAGCUACCCCAGGAGCAUCAGCGAUCCUGCUCUUGCAAGGCCAAGGACGUCCAAAGGCUCGCUCUUCCGCAGAGAACUGCUGGUUGGCAAUUCGUUCUCGAUCCAGACAGUCGUCGGGUCCUUGCCGCUGGCGAACAUCUUCAAAACGAAACGAACGAGGACAAGGCCAGCUUGGUCGAGAAGGUUCUCAAGCUCCCAGGGAUGAAGGUCGACUUGCUCCUCCACGAUGAUGCCUGCCACUUCGAAAAGUAUGUCAAAAGGAACAAUCUUGAGGCCUUCAGUAGUGUUAAGCAUUAUGUGGUAGAUGCUUUUCACGCUCCCAACCACAAGUGCUCCAAACGGUACUGGACCGGAGCUGUGAAGAAACGGUGCGCCAAGGUGCGCGCCAAUAUUCCUGAGGUCUUUAAUGCCUGGAUUCGCAGCCUGAACUUUUUCUUCAAUGGCUUAAGACCGCACUCGCACAAGUUCUGGGUUGCCGAGGCAUGUAAGUUUUACAACAACAAUCUGCAGGAUGUGCCACUCAAGAUUGGCCGCCGCAAAAAUGUUGUUGCUCGCAAAUCCGUGCACAAGCGUCCAGGCGCCAAGGCUCAGAAGAAGCCAGCUGCGGUCGCCAAGACCCAGAGGAAGCCGGCUGCGGCUAGGUUGUAA